CUCAUCUAUGAGAGCUUUGCCAGGUUCCUGGUGGAGCAUAAAGGAUAUGACAAAGACCUCCUCAACCUGACCCCUGCCACCUGGGACUUCUGUUUUAAAGGACUAGUGGUGGAUCUGGAAGAUGGAAACCUUAUGAAGUUAGCUGAAGAUGGAACUGUUCUACGAGCAUCACAUGGAACCGUUGACUUGAGCAUAGAUGAGAUCACCAAGCAUUAUGGUCUAAAGAGGGAAUGGAAGCACUUCAACAGCCUGAAUACGUCCUUUACAAGAUCUGCAAAAUAUUAUUUCUAUGACAACUACUUUGACCUGCCGGGGGUUCUGCUCUGUGGAAAAGUUGUGGACGUGUUGCACAAGCAAGGGAAUGUGGUGAACUCUGACUUUUGGAAAGACAUGUUGGCUGCAAUUGAACACAAUUACAACACAUCUGCAUUUAAAGAUGACUCAGGGACGUACUUCCCCAGCAUAAAGAGGGAUCCAGGCCAUUAUCUGCAGCCCUGUUCUGAUUUGGUAAAAAAUUGGCUGCGUGGUAUGAAGGAUGCUGGGAAGGUUCUGCUGCUCAUCACCAGCUCCCACAGUGACUACUGCAGGCUGAUCUGUGAAUAUAUUCUGGGAACGGAUUUUGAGGAGCUGUUUGACGUCAUCAUCACAAACGCACUAAAGCCAGGGUUCUUCUCUUUGGUGCCCCAGCAGAGACCCUUUAGGACCCUUGAAAUUCUAUCAGGGCAGACAGAGCCUCAGGUGGCAUAUUUUGGUGACAGCAUGAGGUCAGACAUUUUUCCUGCUACCACCUUUGGGAAGUGGGAAACUGUGAUGAUAGUGGAGGAAAUGGAGGGGGAGGGGGUCCCGAAGAGCGAUGCAACAAUGUUCCAUGAGAUCCAAGUCGAGCCACAAGAUAAAAGGGGAAAAUUUGAGGAGCAGGGCAUGAAGUCCCCUUCAUCUGUGUCUACCCAGUGGGGCUCCUACUUUGUUGACCUGCAGAGAAGUGGAGAGAACACACAUGAGGAGGAGCUCCAGAAACUGACCUGGUGCUGCCACUGCAUUCACACAUACAGCACUAUGGCCAUCCCCAGCGUGGAGCACAUCGCAAAUCUUCCCCUGGAUUUCAAGUUUCCCAGGUUUUCUCCUGACAAGCCCUGCACCACUGGAUACUACCCCCGGCCUCCAGAGUCCUUGCUGAAGAGGCCACACCCCUCAUCACCUGUUCAGAGAAACCAUGUGAAUGUAAGCCACAGCAUCCCUCCAUAA
Molecule: messenger RNA, 1245 nt
Organism: Nematolebias whitei (Rio pearlfish)
Lineage: Eukaryota; Metazoa; Chordata; Actinopteri; Cyprinodontiformes; Rivulidae
Gene: nt5dc1
Product: 5'-nucleotidase domain containing 1
Molecular function (GO): 5'-nucleotidase activity
Source: RefSeq, a predicted model, not a curated record